This is a messenger RNA of Erythranthe guttata (spotted monkey flower), 1998 nucleotides long. The record is from RefSeq and is a predicted model, not a curated record. Lineage: Eukaryota; Viridiplantae; Streptophyta; Magnoliopsida; Lamiales; Phrymaceae.
AAAUUCCUCCCUAUCCAGAAAAAAAGAAAAAAAGAGGGCGAAAAACUGUGAUCACACAAUCAACAACAAAUCCAAAAACAGCUGGAAUCCCGUCGCCGUCAUCAAUCCAACACCACUGAGUUUGUUUGGCGGUGUAAUUUAUCCGAUUACUUGUUUCCUAACCUCUCUUUCUCUCUCUAAUUUUCCCUCUCUAGAUUUUUUCGGAUCUUUUUCCAACAACUCCGACAAUAAUUGACGCCGGAUCUAUUUCUCCCACACACUCCAUAUUCAUAGCCAAAGUUUCCGCCUUUAAUAUUCUUAUCGGAUACUCUCCGCACACCCUUUCGAGAUCCUCCUCCUACCCCCCCCCCCCCCCCCCCUCUUUUUUUUUGUUGAAGUCAGUCUUUUUAAUAUAUUUGUACAUAUUUGCCGUAUUAAUUCUGCUAUUUGUCGUUGUUGUCUGUAAAAAAAAAAAAAAAAAAAAGUAACUAGUUAUGGCAUCGGUUGAGGCGUUUUUGGAGAUUCUGAAAAGGCCCACCAUUUGGGGGAUGAUGCAGUUUUUAGGGCCUGUUUGGUUUGCUUUUGUUUUGGGUGUAAUUAUGGGGUGGGUUUGGAGACCUAGGUGGGCUAGGGCUAGUUUAGGGAAUUGUAAAUUUGAUGUUUCAGCACCUUCUUCACCUUCCACUUUUGUUCCUGCUGCUCCUGUUAAAGAUUUUGGUAUGAACCAGAGUUUGGAUUCUUGUUUGUUGGAUGAUAAUGGAUUGAACAAGGAACAAAAAGCUUUGCCAGCAGCUGUUGAUGGUGGUGCUGUCUGCAGCCAAUCGGAGCUAAUAAAAGAAGACGGCGUGCUCGUUAUGUACGAGGAUUUUGAACAUUUACGGCAGCUGGUCGAGAGGAAAGAUGGUGGGCCCCCUUGGAAGCAUAUGAUGGAUCGUUCAACCCAAAAUAUGAUCUUCCAAUCUUUGCAGAGAGAUCCCGAGACUGGUCCUCCUCAGUAUUGUAGCAGAACCGUUUACGAAGAUGCAACUCCAGAAUUGCUGAGGGAUUUUUUCUGGGACGAUGAAUUUCGAACGAAGUGGGAUGAUAUGAUUGUACAUGCUGCGAUUAUCGAAGAAUGUCCCACCACAGGAACCAUGAUGGUUCAUUGGAUACGCAAGUUCCCGUUUUUCUGCAGUGACAGAGAAUACAUUAUAGGUCGAAGAAUAUGGGAGUCCGGAAGAUCAUAUUACUGUGUGACUCAUCUUUUUUUCUGUUUGGACACAGUGGAAUCAAGAAAAGGAAACGGGCAAUUGUCUGCAUGCGAGGUAAUACUCUUCCACCACGAAGACAUGGGCAUACCAUGGGAAAUCGCGAAAUUCGGUGUGAGGCAAGGUAUGUGGGGUGCCGCAAAAAACGUGGAGCGUGGCUUUCGGGCCUACCAAAAGCACAGAGCAUCAUUGUCCGGGUCGCCCGUUUCCCACCAUGCGUUUAUGGCCCAAAUCAACACGAAAAUCGAUCCGGAUCACCUGAAGACUCUAGAAGGUUCCGAAGAAGAUUCUUCAUUGGAAACGACGCAAUUGCCCUUGGCAGUUGAGAAACCCAAGGAAGGUGUGAACUUACCAAAGCUGCUGAUAAUCGGUGGGGCUGUCGCAAUUGCGUUUAGUCUUGACAGAGGGCUUUUUACAAAGACGUUAAUAUUUGGUGUUGCGAGGAAGUUCGGUAAUAUCGGUAGGAAGGGGUGUCCGAGUACUAAUUGAGGAUUUCUUUUUAAAUUUUUUUUUUUUGGGGGAAUAACACUUGAUAAGGAGAUAUUGGUCAGGUCUCGGAUACGAAGCAAAAAAAUGCUUCGGUAGCGAUUAAUUUAAUUUCAUAAAGUACAUUGUACAUGAUCCAGUUUGUAUAAAAAAAAAGAUUCUUUUCAUUUUUAGAUGAGUUUCUCGAGUUUCGGGUUUCUGUCAUUUUGAAAAGCUCGUGAUUUUAGUUGAGUUACCGAGUGCGGUUAAAAACACCUAAAUUAUAUAUUUUUUUCUUUUGGUAAGC